CCGAAAGUAACAAAACGAAAGUAAAACCCCCAACGAAAAAGCAAAAUGUUUUCCAAUUUGUUGACGCCGGUAUUCAAUUCAAUGAAGACCAUUGGGUCUCAGCGUGCGACACGAGUGAUAGCACGAUCAAUGUCAAGCAUUCAAUCACAAGCAGUAAUGUACAAGGGUUAUGGUGAUCCGAACAAAAUGCUCUAUUUAGAAAACAGUCAAGUGCCUACAGCACUCAAAGAGACGGAGGUGUUGGUAAAAAUGAAAAUGGCUCCGAUCAAUCCAUCUGACAUCAACAUGAUCGAGGGAACAUAUCACAUGCUCCCACAAUUACCGGCUGUUUGUGGAAAUGAAGGCGUCGGAGAAGUAUUAGAAGUCGGGAGCAAAGUUUCCAGUCUUGUUCCUGGUGAUUGGGUGAUUCCAGCAGGAACAGGGUUUGGUACUUGGAGGACUGUGGCUGUGUCUGACCAAGAAAUGUUACGAAAGGUUCCAAAUGAUGUCCCAGCUAUCAGUGCCGCUACGAUAAUGGUCAACCCUUGCACGGCUUACCGAAUGCUAAAGGACUUUGUGUGUUUACAUGAAGGGGACUGUGUGAUUCAAAAUGGUGCAAACAGUGCUGUGGGCCAAGCAGUGAUUCAGCUAGCAAGAGAAUGGGGGUUUAAAACAAUAAAUGUAGUGAGAAACAGACCAGAUAUUGAUCAGCUGACAGGUUAUCUGAAAAGUUUAGGAGCAACUCACGUAGUGACAGAGGAAUUCUCAAGAUCUCACCAAAUGAAGGAUUUGAUCAAAUCAAUGUCAAGUCCCCCCAAGCUGGCAUUCAACACAGUUGGUGGAGACAGUGCAACUAACAUUCUCAAACAUUUAGACAGUAAAGGAGCGAUGGUGACCUAUGGUGGAAUGUCGAAGAAGCCAGUAAUGGUGUCAACAGGUGCUCUUAUUUUUAAACGGGUUAGGCUUAUUGGUUAUUGGAAUGCCAAAUGGGUGCAAGAAAAUGAGGAAAACCCUGAACUGGUGCGAAUGUUUGAUGACCUUUUUGACUUGGUCAGAGAAUGCAAACUGUUACCUCCAGCGUCAGAGACCUUCUCUUUAAAAAACUUCAAGCUUGCUGUCAAGUCCUCUUUGGAAGGUUACAAAGGAAGCAAGAAAAUAUUUGUCAUGGAUGACACAUUGUAAGAAUCAAAUUAAGUACGAGACAAAUAGGCAAAGUAUUGGCAAAAGUUGUACCUCCACUUAUUUUCUCAGAGAAUUUUAUAUAUAUAUGUAAACCAAAUAUAGUAUUACAUAUAGUUUUACAAUCAGUAUAUGUAUCAUGUAGAGAUUUGAUUGUUUGAUCGAUUGAAAUUUUUUUAUCUUAAUUUAUGUUUGAACAUUAAAGUGAUUGUGUGAACACUACUGGAAGAGACACAAGAGCUUUUUGUUUUUGUUUUCAUCUCAUACAGUUAUUAGAUAAUUUAUUGUCUCUUUCGUUUCUCCCUCAAGGCCAUGUUUAAAAAUACAUGGUACUGUGUGCAAUGCAAAAUCAAAUAAUGAAAGUUCUCUUGAUAGAAUAAAAUAUCUUUUAUUGACAAUAAACAGGUAAAGUGACCAUAUCACAACUCUUGACACAAAAUAAAACAAGGUGACAUAGCAUUUAGGAUGAAUAUAUAACUUCAAGUCAGAGAUUCAUAACACAACAAAGCGAAGAAAACAGAAGUUUUUAUCAUGACAACAGGUGUAUGAUAACAUGUAAAUUAUGUUUGGACGGCUUAUCUUUUGUAUAUUUCGUGGAAAAUAUAAUCAUAUAUAUAUCGCUCGCGCCUUUCUUAAAUCUUUCACACUCACCGAUAUGAUGUUCAGUUGUUAUAAAACUAUUAUACAUACAUAAUGAACAUAUCUCUACCACUACACUUGAAUAAUAAUGAACUGGUAUAUGCAUACCAUAGUCGACGUGAAAAAAAGAGAAAAUCUACUCCUCUAGACUUAAAAAUGAAAUUUUAAUGUCUGUCAUUCUGGAAUAUAUCAGCUAAAAAUAAAAUGACCUAAAAUUAUAUAUAUCCUAUCGCUCUAAUAGUCAUGCUCCAACUGAAAGGUAAAAUGUGUAUCAAUAUAUCAACAUGACACAUGUUCUGUAUAUGUUAACACGAAUAUUUUCUGACAACGAGUGAUUUGCUACUCUCAUUUAUACAUGUAUAAAAAUGACCUAUAUUGUACAAUCUAAAUGCACGUCUUUAUCACAGUUUCAAACGUUUUAGCACUCAGUAUGUACAUUUUUAGCAAACAAUUGAGUGCUGUAACAUGACGUACCAUAUAAUACCUAAUAUCUAUAUGUGUCUAUGUCAACAAAAUAUGCAGCUAGGUGUCUCUCUCUAUUAAUUUCUGUAAAUCUGUUGACUGCAUAAUCAACUAACACACUUUUUUAACCUAUACAUAAUAUUUGGCAAUACACAAUACACAGGAUUUUUUGUCCUCGAGAUAUAAACAUAAGACGACAAGAGUUUGAAGAUUUAAGUAUUUUCAUCUGCAAAUAAAUUACAUGUACCACUUAAAUGCAAAACAAUUAAUGGAUUUCACAUGGAAAGUAAACACAUGCCUAGGACAGGACCAAAUACACAACAUAUGGACAAACUUUACAUCAACCAAAUGAAUUCUGGUUCACUAAAGAGUACAUAGAUUUCCCUGUGCAAUUUGUUAGAAUACAUUAGAUGCGCCAUGCAAUAGCACAUUAUAGCCCACAGUUCUUGUGAAAAUAUAACCAUGUGUACUUCUUCUUUUCAAUACUGUGUUGUAUGAACAUGUACCCAUACAUGUAUAUACAUGUAUCAGAUGCAUACAAAAAAAUUGACUGUAUUAAGUAAAAAUAAGGGUUUAGCUAUAAUAGCUCCAUUCACAAUUCUAAACAAUAACCAAGAUUUAAUGAAACAAUAGUAGUGGUAACUGUAUUAACAUGCAAUUAAGAAUUCAUAGAUUCAAUUCUACAAAAAUAUUCUUAAAAAAAUAAAUGAAAAUCACUCUUGUUUAACUCAUCAGAAGUGGAAAAUCCCAACAAUUCAACUGAAUUCACACUGAAGGUGACUGGUUUAUAAUAAUAAAUAAAAUCAAAUUUUGUGACCAAAAAUUAC
Messenger RNA from Magallana angulata, 3086 nucleotides. RefSeq names its product enoyl-[acyl-carrier-protein] reductase, mitochondrial-like. The transcript has a single exon. Gene Ontology annotation, biological process: fatty acid metabolic process. Bases 46 to 1161 code for a protein of 371 amino acids. The record is from RefSeq and is a predicted model, not a curated record. Gene Ontology annotation, molecular function: trans-2-enoyl-CoA reductase (NADPH) activity. Gene Ontology annotation, cellular component: mitochondrion. Lineage: Eukaryota; Metazoa; Mollusca; Bivalvia; Ostreida; Ostreidae.